AUGUCUGAGGUGAAUACUAAGAACUUGUAUGCAUUAGCAAUGAUAGCAUUAAUUGCCAUAAAAAUGCAUUCAAAAUAUUGCAUAACAAAGUAUGAACUUGAUCACGUGAGAAAAAGAAAAGCCUUCAUGAAGUUCGUGGGAAUUUUCUGUGAAAAUGUUAAGGAUUUUGAAAAGAUUUAA
Molecule: messenger RNA, 180 nt
Organism: Clunio marinus
Lineage: Eukaryota; Metazoa; Arthropoda; Insecta; Diptera; Chironomidae
Source: the annotation of a GenBank genome assembly